Sycon ciliatum is the source of this 4128-nucleotide messenger RNA. RefSeq lists its product as uncharacterized. Bases 1 to 4128 code for a protein of 1375 amino acids. Lineage: Eukaryota; Metazoa; Porifera; Calcarea; Leucosolenida; Sycettidae. The transcript has a single exon. The record is from RefSeq and is a predicted model, not a curated record.
AUGGAUAGGCCGAAGCGUGCCAAACAAGGGAAGCCGGCGGAGAAGUAUGGUUUGUGGGUGGAAACAGCCAGUAGUGUUUCGGAGAUCACCGCGACCAGUCGCCGGUCCGCUGGGAGUGCUCAGGCACAAGCUGAAGUGGACAAGCUGAAGGCUGAGCUUCAGGCAGCGGAGGAUGUGGCUCAGUUGGAGCGAGACGCAGAGGCGAAGGAACUUGCCCGGCAGAGAGAGCUUGUGGAUAAGCGUCUGGCUUUGGAGAAGGCUGAAGCCGUGUUGGUGGAGAUCACGGCAUCGUCUCAGCCCAGGAGCCGUGGCAGUAGUGUAGUGGGUUCCAAAGCGAACAGUGUGACGGGAGCGACCAAUGUUGCAGCAGAACACCCAAAGCGAAAGGUGCUGACGGUGGAGGCUCUUGCUGCCUUGGAGAAGCGCAAUCCGCCUGUUCGGAAGUUUGCAACCCUAAGCGAGUGCAUGGACGAGUUGGACAUUGAGCAGCGCAGCUACAGGAGUCUGGGAAGGAAGCCCUUGAAUCCAAUGCGACCGAUCCGACCGCUUCAAUCGAGUCCAGUGGAAGUCGUAGCCUUGGACCAGAACUCUGACGACUCUGACGACUAUGAGUAUGAUGAGCAGAGUAGCGCAGGUGAGCUGAGCCAUGACGGCAGUUCAGCAGUUUCAGCUGCGGUCCAGCUCGCAGGCACAGGAGUGGGCACAGUUGCCAGCUCACCCAUUCAUCCUGCCAGUGGAGGUGCGAACAGACUUCCCCCAAGACUGACACCUAUCCGCACUGUAGCAAGUGAUGUGCAUCCAAGCAUAGCAAAUGCAGCAUCCAGUAUGAGACCUCAGCCUGUUGUCACAGGUCCUGUGAGCAGUGCUCUAUGGAAAGCUCCAGUGGCAGUGCCCACUCAGCCAAAGCAACCAGUCUUAACUGCUGGACCUAUCACAGUCCAGUCAAGUCUUGCUGCAGUUCCUGCUGCUGUUCAGCAGCCCAAGCAGCCUACAGCUUCGAAGCCCAGGGUGCCUGCGGCAUGUCAGACACUGUUGGCUAGUGCUCCAGCAUUCCAGCCAAUGGGAACGCGGAGCAAGGUUCGUCUAGCACCACCUCCACCAGAGUAUCUUGGUGCACCACCUGCUGAAGGCCAGUCUACACACCCCGGCCCGGAGGUGCAGUCAGCACAGUCGUACGCGAUUCCGUAUGUGGAGGCACCAGCAAUCAGAAGCCCUUGGUCUCGCCACCACCUAAAGCCACUGGAACUGCCAAAGUUCAGUGGGAAGGACAAGGACUUCGGCCGAUGGAGGCAGCGUUUCAAACAGCUCGUGGAAGAGGACACGUACAUGUCGGACGACCACAAGUUUGCCCGUCUGCGGGAAGCCUUGGCAGGCGGCGAAGCGGAAGAUCUCGUUGCCGACAUCGUCCACGGCCCAGGCGCUUACAAGUCCGCACUGCAAGAGCUUGACGCAUGGUACGGGGGCCCAGUCCGAGAUAUCGUGCGCUAUGAGAGAGAGCUGCUAGCCGUUCCCCGCAUUGUCAGUGAGCGGGACCUAGAUCAGCUGAAGUCGUUCGCGCUCAGGCUGCGGAACACCCUCAUCAACUUGAACACCGCUGGACUUACACCAGGCAGAGAACUCUACCUCAGUGUAACCCAGAAGGUGCCAAAGCCUGUCCUGAUCCGCUUUUUGGAGCGACACGAUGACUCGCUAUGCGACAUUCAUGGGUUCGCAGACUUCCUGUUAAGGCGUGUCAUGUGCCUCAAGCAGGUAGAAGAGCGUGCUGCCAAUCCCGAGCCUCCCCAGUGGUGCACCGAGAAGCGCCAACAAGGCCCAGGAAAGCCAUUCCACAAGCGUACUGAGCGCACACUUGUUGCCACCGAGUCGUCGACCGUCAGCUGCGUGUCCUGCCGCGGAGGGCAUCAGCUGGCAUCUUGCCCACAAUUCAAGCAGCUCUCCCUGCACGAACGGUGGGAGUUUGUGAAGCCGUUGACCAUUUGCAUCUGCUGUUUCAAGCCCGGCCACAAAGGCAAAGACUGCCGACAACCGAGGUGCCGGUUCUGUAACAAGCCGCACCAUGAGCUUCUCCACUACCAGAAGUCAAUCGCCAAGCAACCAGUGCAGUCUGCAAAAAGAGCACCAUGUGCCAACACAGCCCAAGGCAGAGUUGAGAAGGCGCAGAGUGCCUGCAGCGUGACCGCCACGAGUUCUUCGUCACGUGACCAGACCACUGCAUUCAUGACAGUGGCAGCCACCAUCAACGGGCCAAACGGGCCAUCCCAGGCAACGGUGUUCCUCGACAGCGGAUCGUCGUGCAGCUUCAUCAGCGCAGACCUCGUUGAACGUCUGGCGCUGCCUGUGAAGUUCGGAUCCCUCGAGACUUCUGUCCUCGGCGGCGAGAAGCUGUGCCCUAUCAACCAGUACGCAACGGUUGAGCUGAGUCAUUCUGAUGGAUCAGGAACCAGUGAGUUCUCGGCUUGGGUCUUGCCGAAGAUCAUGAACCCCAUCACUACCAUCAACUGGACAGAGCAACAAGGAUGUUGGCCGCACCUCACUGACGUGCCACUCCCCAAAGUGCCCGAAGCAGCUCCCGUAGGCCUGCUGGUCGGCCUCAAUGCGCCCUGGCUCCACACGUCUCUGGAAGAGAGGUUUGCCAACGAGGGAGGUCCCAUUGCAAGGAAGACACUCCUUGGCUGGGUGGUGUUUGGUUCUGUGUCUGCCCACACCGCCGGCGAGUUUGACGACCGUUCGCUAGUGGCAACCUCUGAUGAUCCGCUCACAGAAGUUGUCAGCAAGUUCUGGCAAUUGGAGAGUGUCGGCAUGGAGACCACCAGCUCCGACUACCUAACCCCUGACGAGCGUGCAGCAGACGACAUGACGAAGCGGAGCCUUCACCACAAUGGCACCAGAUUUGUCGUCGGGAUCCCGUGGCGGAGUGGUGCAGAUCAGCCAGAGUUACGUCAAGACUCGCGGCAGUGCGCUGAGCAACGGCUCAAGUCCCUACAUCGCAUCCUUGAGCGGAAACCCGAGGUUCGUCUGCAGUACGCUGAGGUGCUCAAGAAGUACCUGGAGCGUGGGUACAUUCGAUCAGUCCUGCCCACAGAGGUGGAAGAUGCCGGAACCGACCAAUGGUUUCUCCCGCAUUUCCCCGUCAUCCGCAACGACAAGUCAACGACAAAGGUCCGAAUCGUAUUCGACGGUUCUGCGAAGGUCAUGGGUGACAGCAUCAACGACCGCAUGCACGCUGGACAAAAGCUGCAGAGUGACCUGGUCAAGGUCCUGCUGCGCUUCUGCCAUCACCCUAUCGCCCUCACUGCCGACAUCUCGGAGAUGUUUCUCCAAGUUGAGCUCCGUGACAAUGACCGGAAGUACCACCGGUUCGUCUGGAGUGAGUCUCCUCACCACCCACUCGUAUUCUUCGAGUUCUGCCGCGUUGUCUUCGGCAUGAGAGCGUCCCCGUACUUGGUAGGCCGAGCGCUACAAGCAACGGCGGAGACCUUUGCAGAUACUGCCGGUCCCGAGGCGAUCAACGCCGUUCGAGACAACUUCUACGUUGACGACCUGUUGAUGUCGACAGCUACUGAAGCAUCAGCUAUAGUUGCCCGAGAGGAUCUCCAGGAAAUCACCACGCGCGGUGGAUUCCACCUACGGAAGUGGCUCAGCAAUUCACCGGCUGUGCUUAAGUCCAUCCCAGAGGCAGACCUCUCGGAUGAGGAGCUGCAUACGGCGCUGGUACACGCGGAGGGUCUCAUCAACAGUCGACCACUAACCGUCAUCUCCUCUGAUCCGAAUGAUCUUCGGCCCCUGACGCCGCAGCACUUCCUCGUGGGCCACGCAGACACCACACUGGCCGCAGAGUUGGGUGUCCAGCCAGCAGACACGGUCCAUCCUCGUCGCCGCUGGAUGUACGUGCAACGCAUCGUUGCGGAGGUCUGGGCACGAUGGGUGAAGGAGAUCGUGCCGAAGCUCAAUUUGCAAGUGAAGUGGUUUUUCAGCAGCAGCGGAACGUGGAAGUUGGUGACAUCGUCAUGGUCAUGGACGACAAUGUCCCACGAGCACAUUGGCCACUCGCUAGAAUUACGGCAACCUACCCAUGUAAGGAUGACGUUGUCCGUGUGGUGGGGGUCAACAUCCAGGGCAAGGUCUUAA